This is a messenger RNA of Phascolarctos cinereus (koala), 725 nucleotides long. It is a transcript of the gene SPRYD7, whose product is annotated as SPRY domain containing 7. Lineage: Eukaryota; Metazoa; Chordata; Mammalia; Diprotodontia; Phascolarctidae. Gene Ontology annotation, molecular function: protein binding. The record is from RefSeq and is a predicted model, not a curated record.
CUGAGCUUGGAUCUGCGCCUGCGCCUUAACCGCGGCCCGGGCGGCGGCCCCGGUGGCAGCCCCAGCCCCGGCCCCCUACGGAGGCGGCCGCGGCGCGAUGGCGGCCUCGGUCUUCUGCUGCUUGCGCUGCUGCGGCGACGCCGGGACUGGCCACAUCCCGCUGAAGGAGAUGCCGGCCGUGCAGCUGGACACGCAGCACAUGGGAACAGAUGUUGUCAUUGUCAAAAAUGGAAGAAGGAUAUGUGGGACAGGAGGUUGUUUAGCCAAUGCACCUUUGCAUCAGAACAAAAGCUACUUCGAAUUCAAAAUCCAAUCCACAGGGAUCUGGGGCAUUGGAGUUGCAACUCAGAAAGUUAAUUUGAAUCAGAUUCCACUUGGCCGAGAUGUUCAUAGCCUUGUGAUGAGGAAUGACGGAGCCCUCUACCACAACAAUGAAGAAAAGAAUAGGUUGCCUGCAAACAGUCUUCCACAGGAGGGAGAUGUAGUGGGUAUUACAUAUGACCAUGUAGAAUUGAAUGUUUAUUUGAAUGGAAAGAACAUGCACUGCCCAGCAUCAGGCAUACGAGGGACAGUGUACCCUGUCGUAUAUGUUGAUGACAGUGCGAUUUUGGAUUGUCAGUUCAGUGACUUUUAUCAUAUUCCUCCAACUGGUUUUGAAAAAAUAUUAUUUGAACAGCAAAUCUUCUGAAUAUACUUCAUUGAAACUUCUACCCCUACGAUAUCCC